UCACCAUCUAUCUCAUCAACCAUCAGCCUUUCCUGCGGUAUCAAUCCAUCAACGGACAUUCAAAUCUCGCUUCACUGCAGCUGGUUCAUCUUCGCUCUCAUCUUGAUAGAAUUGUCUUUAAAAGACCGAUAGAUCGGUGAUGAAAAUGGCCUUUGCGAGGUUGGUUGAGUCCAAGACCCACCUGAUUCCAGGUAAGCUUGAGGCUGCGAAUCCUUCCAUUUUAUAUGUCUUGCGCAACUCUCCAUUUGUGGGCGAUUGGAACAAUUAGUAGACCAUCAUAUGAUACUCUUCAUUUCACGAUAUCACAACUACUUUCGUAUCCUAUCUGAACACAUUACUCCCUCCAACCCCACUUUUCGCUCCCAACCAUACUUUCAUAGCUGUAUCUCACUUAUCACAGGCAGACUACGGGUCUCAGAACUCCUUUUUGAAGUGCCCAAAGAUUACAACAACCCGUCUUCUGGAGUCCUUCAAAUCUUCGCUCGAGGUGUAACCCGUCAUGAAAAACCAGCUGCGGUUCUUACGGAAGAUGAGCGACGCAAGAAUCUGAUAAAGCCGUACUUUGUGUUUUUGCAAGGAGGACCAGGAUUUGGUAGUCCUACGCCGCAAGACUCGCCUCUUACAAAUAAGGUCCUUGAUCGUGGAUACCAAUUGUUGUUUCUUGAUCAGAGAGGGACGGGGUUGAGUAGUCCUAUCACGGCCGCUACUCUUGCUUUGCAGGGCGGUAAGUACCCGAAAUUUCUCAGAGUGAGAUAUCUUGUUACUUCCCCAGAUAGAGUCUAGAGCCGUCAAAAAUACAUACUGGGACUGUGAAUUCGUCCGAAGUCUUAGUCUUAGUGGAAUUAUACUGAUUGCGGGAACCUGCAGAUCCAAGGAGACAAGCGGAUUAUUGUAAGCUGUUCAGAGCGGACAGUAUUGUGAAGGAUUGCGAGGCGAUUAGAAAAACCUUGACUCAAGAUUAUCCGGCUGAAUUAAAGGUACAAACUCAUUGUCGACCCCAAAACAAAAAUGUGGGGAACUGACUGACAUGGUUCUCAAUAGAAAUGGACUGUCUUUGGCCAAAGCUUUGGGGGCUUCUGUAUUCUUACCUACCUCUCUUUCUUUCCUCAAGGUCUCCGUGAGGCCUUUAUGUCUGGUGGACUGGCGCCUGUUGGAAAAACUCCAGAUCAGGUUUACAAAGCUACUUAUCAGAAAGUCAUUGAACGUAACAAGGCUUAUUACUCCGUAAGUCCGCUCGCAAAUCUUUCUAUGAAGCAAUCUUGUUUUCCUCUUUUGGCGGAGUAAUAUAAGGUCCCCAAGAUUUCUACAAUUGGAAACAGAAGUUGGAAUGCUAAUUACAUUCAAAGAAAUAUCCGGAGGAUGUAGAAGCAGUCCAAGGUUUAUGUUUCCACAUCAAAAGCAAAGGCGGACUUCCUCUCCCCUCUGGCGGCGUCUUGACAGUCCGCGGCCUUCUGACACUCGGGCGGUUUUUUGGGGCUCAAGGUGGUCUCGAUACUGUCCAUGAUUUAAUUCUUCGAACCAGAAUCGAUCUUGCCAAUUUUCAAUUCAUCAGCCGUCCCACGCUUUCUGCAUUGGAGAGGGCUUUAACAUUUGACGAUAAUGUCAUUUACGCGAUACUCCACGAGAGUAUCUAUUGUCAAAGAAUGGCUUCAAAUUGGUCUGCUGAACGAGUUGGAAAAACAUUCAGAGAGUUUCAAUGGUUGACUGGAUCCCCACAAUCAGCAUCAGCUGUUAAAGAGGGACCACUUUUCUUCUCUGGCGAGAUGAUAUAUCCUUUCUUGUUCGACGCUUUCCCUGAGCUGGAAAAAUUAGCACCAGUUGCAGAGAUACUUGCACAAUACACUGAUUGGCCUGAGCUUUACGAUGAAUGGCAACUCGCACGGAAUACCGUAUCACUUUACGCGGCGACGUUCGUCGAGGAUAUGUAUGUUAACUUCGACCUUGCUCAGGAUACUGCCAAUAUGGUUCAAAACUGCAGACAAUUCAAGACCAAUUCAAUGUACCACGAUGCAAUCCGUUCCAAAACCGACGAAGUCCUCAGCCAACUGUUUGCUCUUAGAGACGAUUCCAUCGACUAAUCGACCAUGCGCUUCUUGAAAAUUACCCCUUCACACCGUACACAUAUCAAUCCAUCAACUCCAUUGCUUGUCUCAAAUGCUCGUUCAUAUCCUCAUCCCAUAUCCACUUGUACCUAAUUUCCAACGUCGCUCGAACCUUUUCUAAAUCCGUGCCAAGACUGUCGUCCUCGAACUCAUAUACUGCUGCUGCGUCUCUACUUGUCUCUACAACCUUCUGGCUCCUCGGUCUACGAAUAGCAUCAUAUGCCUUGAAUGCUUUCUCAAUCUCAUCAGCGGAGGAUAUUUUCCCGAUUAACCUUGAGAGGAUGAAUGCGUCUUCCACAGCUUGACCAGCGCCUGCGCCUUGAUGGGGAGUCGAUGCGUGAGCUGCGUCUCCAAGGAUGGCAAAUCUCUUCCUAUAAUAAGUUGGCGCAUGAGGGUGGUCGAAGAGUCCCCAUACAUCGGGACGUUUUAUCAUCUGUAUGUAAAUUAAAUGAUAAGCAUUUUCCUUGCC
Molecule: messenger RNA, 2571 nt
Organism: Hymenoscyphus albidus
Lineage: Eukaryota; Fungi; Ascomycota; Leotiomycetes; Helotiales; Helotiaceae
Source: the annotation of a GenBank genome assembly